GGCCCCUUUAGGCGCAAGUGCUCAAGUGUUUUUGAAGAUACAAAAGAAUAUAUACAAGUAUCCGGGAGAUACGAAAGCACGGUUCGUCGUGUAUCUGCCCCACCUAGGAAACCCAUCCUAGGCUGCUCAUCCUACUGGAACGCAAUUAAUUAUCGCGGAAGAAGAGCGUUUUGCAGUGCAAGAAAGCGGAACAUCGAAACCGAAUUGAAUUGCAAUUGUAAUUGCAGAGUGUUGCCGAGCCAAGCCAAUUUGUAGUGACGGUGUUAAAGUAAAGUACUUUUUGGGAAUUUUAAGUAGGCCUUGUGGUCGUAUUGGAAUUCACACGAAUCUCAAGUACUCGCCUACAGUUCAUGGGUUCCGUCGCAGCGCUGAUAAUACAAUAAUUACUUCGUUUUCGUUUUCGUUUUCCGAUUUCGAAUUUCGCUGGCGCGGUUAAAUAUUUACCCAAUAGUACGAGUGUGAGUUUUUAGUGAAAAAGUGCAUAAAUUACUGGCGUUUCAACGCUCACAGGGUGAAGCACAACCAAAUUUAUAAAUUACCUGCCAGUUGGAUAUUAAUUUUUUGUGUUUCGAUAGCUUUAAGUGCUGGGCGACUGCCACUUUAACUGCCAGUAACGGAUGUCCUGAUUUUGCUUUGCCCACAGACCGACGCAGGAGCAGCCGUAUACACAAUUAGCCACAGUGGAUGGGUCGUCGUAGAUUGAAAAGGCUCCGAAAAGUUCCGACCCGCACACGGAAACCGCAAAGGCACUCGGCGAAUUCUUCCUGGGGCGAGGACCCCGAAAAACACGCGUCAAGCAAACACAGCCCCAAAUGUCCGACACAAUAUCCUUCGAGUUGGGCUCCGCCGCCGACCGGCCGCCGAACAGGUUCCAAGUGAACCCGGUGAACGGCAGCAGUCGCAAGUCACAGGCCCAGGACCUCCCAGGCUCGGGAUCUGGAGUGGGAACAGGAACAGCAGGAGGAGGAGGAGGAGGAGGGAGAGGCGGAGGGGCAGGAGCGGAGGACGAUGGACCGCACGAGGUAUACCGCCGACUCACAAACGCCGAGGGCGAGCUGCUCGAGGACGACACAUUUGAUGCGACACAAAUGCUCAACCAACACCAGCCGAGGCAGCAGAGGCAAUCCAUCAAAAGCAGUUUCCGCGACAAGGAUAAGCCGUCGAGGUUCAAGGAUCUGCAGACGACAACCCGCUUUCAGGUGGACCCCCAGAAUGAGGAGUCCGACGAGUCGAACGACUCGCAGGAGGAGCGGGAGCUCCUGGACAACGAGUACGACACAAAAUAUGGUAAAAGUUUCCGGCACUUCACUCGAGAGGCACUACCUCGCUUGGACAACUACCGCAACAUGAUGUCCAUCCAGGCGGCCUACCGUCCAACGCUCGACGAGCUGCACAACGCGACGCUGACGGGCAAGAACACGCACAGCUUGACGCGUAAUCAGGACCCGGAGUCGGGCAUCAUGAACGGGGUCCUGAAGUUCGGCUGGAUCAAAGGUGUGCUCGUCCGCUGCCUGCUGAACAUCUGGGGCGUGAUGCUCUUCCUGCGCCUCAGCUGGGUGGUGGGUCAGGCGGGCAUCAUCGAGGGAUUCGUAUUAAUACUGACAACCACGGCUGUCACGACCAUCACGGCCUUGUCGAUGUCGGCGAUAAGCACUAAUGGUGUCAUCAAAGGAGGUGGCACCUACUACAUGAUAUCCCGGUCUCUGGGGCCGGAGUUUGGCGGCUCCAUUGGUUUGAUUUUCUCCCUCGCAAAUGCGGUCGCGUGUGCCAUGUACGUGGUUGGCUUCUGUGAAUCCAUGUUGGCCAUGAUGACGACCUUCGGCUGGGAAAUCGUGGAUGGAGGAGUGCAGGACGUACGAAUCAUAGGUUGUAUCACCAUCCUGCUGCUCCUAAUCAUUGUGGUCGUCGGCAUGGAAUGGGAGGCCAAGGCGCAAAUCGGACUACUCAUCAUCCUGCUGGUGGCCAUCGCUGACUUUGUCAUCGGCAGCUUUAUCGGACCAAAAAGCGAUGUGGAACUGGCCAAGGGCUUCCUGGGCUAUAAUGCCACGUUGUUCAAAAAUAAUUUAUUUGCGGACUAUCGCCAGGAAAAGGGAGGCAUUCAGCAUGAUUUCUUCUCAGUAUUUGCCAUUUUCUUCCCCGCGGCAACGGGAAUUUUGGCGGGAGCUAAUAUCUCUGGAGAUCUAAAGGACCCCUCAAAGUCCAUUCCUAAGGGCACAAUUCUGGCCAUUGUCAUCACCACCGGAACCUACUUGAUAAUGGUCCUGCAAUGCGGAGCUACAGUGGCUCGUGAUGCCACCGGUAAUGUCUCCGAUAUAGUUAAUGGCUCCUUUGCAUUCCUCGACUGCCAGCCUGGUGAAUGCAAUUAUGGACUGCAGAACUCCUUCCAAGUGAUUGAGUUGGUUUCCGGCUUUGGUCCUCUCAUUUACGCAGGCUGCUACGCCGCCACUCUCUCCUCCGCAUUGGCUUCAUUGGUUUCCGCCCCGAAGGUCUUCCAGGCUCUGUGCAAGGAUGAGCUGUAUCCGAAGAUUGUGUGGUUCGCCAAGGGUUUCGGCAAGAACAAUGAGCCUGUCCGUGGAUAUGUGCUAACCUUCAUCAUCGCCUGCGCAUUCAUAUUAAUUGGCGAGCUGAACCUGAUUGCCCCGCUCAUUUCGAACUUUUUCCUGGCCGCCUACAUGUUGAUCAACUUCAGUACCUUCCAUGCGAGUCUGGCCAAGCCGGUGGGCUGGCGACCGACCUUUAAGUAUUACAACAUGUGGCUGAGUCUGUUGGGCGCCAUCCUCUGCGUGGCCGUCAUGUUCCUCAUCUCGUGGGCCACGGCACUCAUCACGUUUGCCGCCGUGCUGGCUCUGUACUUAAUUGUGGCCUACCGGAAGCCGGAUGUCAACUGGGGCUCCACCACCCAGGCUCAGACGUACAAGAACGCCUUGAUGUCGGUGCAGCAGCUGAACAAUGUGGAGGAGCACGUGAAGAACUACAGGCCGCAGAUCCUGGUUCUUUCCGGUUUGCCAAACACUCGACCUGUUCUUGUUGACCUGGCCUAUAUGCUCACCAAGAAUUUAUCCCUGCUCGUUUGUGGUCAUGUCCUUCGGGGAUCGAGUUCCCAGAAGUAUAGAACGUAUCUGCAGGAAAGGGCGGCCAAUUGGUUCCGGAAGCACCGAGUUAAGGGCUUCUAUGCCUUGGUGGAUGGCGAGGACUUCGAAUCGGGCACCAGGGCCUUGAUGCAGGCCUCGGGAAUUGGCAAACUAAAGCCAAACAUUAUCCUGAUGGGCUACAAGACUGACUGGCAGACCUGCGAUCACAAGGAGCUCGAUCAGUACUUCAAUGUGAUGCACAAGGCGCUGGACAUGUAUCUUUCGGUGGCUAUCUUGAGGGUUCCCCAGGGUCUGGACUGUUCGCAAGUGUUGGGCUCCCAGGAUGGUUGGAAGACGGCCACCGAUGUUCCCAGGACCCUUCAGCCGAACGAGAGUUCCGGCGAUUUGCAGGCCGUGGACAGCAGUGCCCGAAAUGGUUUGGGUGGCAGCAUCGACUCCCUGAGCCGAAAUGUGUCGCAAGAGGACCGAAACCGCAACCAGUUGGUCCACAGCGAGCAGAACAGCCUGAAGAUAGUCAAAUUGCGAUUCAGGCAGAGCCUGCGGAGAAUGCGAUCUUGGCCAGGUGCAGCGUCCAGUACGAGUGACCUUUCGUUCAUUGCGGGCAAUCAGUCGAAGGAUGUUUCCGGCAUGCCAGAUCCUUUGGACGCCAAGUCGGCCAAUCUUGUGACCAAUUCGCUGCGCAAAUCGAAGCUGAAGCAUGAUGACCCGGCCUCCCUGUACAAAGGUCCUGGCGGCGCGGAGCUGCCCAAAGAGGUCCUGGCGGACCUUACCCAAUUCACUAGGAAGCGCAGCCACGCCGUCAUCGAUGUCUGGUGGCUUUACGACGAUGGUGGCCUCACACUCCUGCUGCCCUACAUCAUCAGCACCCGACGCACCUGGCAAUCCUGCAAAUUGAGGGUUUAUGCUCUGGCUAACAAGAAGGCGGAGCUGGAGUUUGAACAGCGCUCGAUGGCCAGUUUGCUCUCCAAGUUUCGGAUUGACUACUCGGAUCUGACGUUGAUUCCUGACAUCACAAAGAAGCCACUGGAGUCUUCUACGCAAUUUUUCAACGAGCUCAUCAAGGACUUUGUGGUCACUGAAAAGGAUGGCGAGAACGGCAACAGCAGCAGGGCGACCCUCAAUGAGGAUGAUGCACUCAUAACGGACGACGACCUGCUGGCGGUGCAGGACAAGACGAACCGGUACCUCCGCCUGCGCGAGUACCUGCGGGAGCAGUCGACCAAGUCAGACUUGGUGGUGAUGACCCUGCCGAUGCCCCGCAAGAACAUCGUCUCGGCGCCACUGUACAUGGCCUGGCUGGAGAGCCUCAGUAGGGACAUGCCGCCGUUCCUCUUCGUGCGCGGCAACCAGACGAGCGUUCUGACCUUCUACUCGUAGGAGCGCAGGAGUGGAGAAGCCACAGAAGCCGCAGGCCAGAUCAGAUCUAUUGUAUUCUACUUACACCUACCUACCGACACUCAAACUCACCGUUAUUGUUUAGGCGAACGAGUAUUUUAUCUCUUAGAAGUACCACCCAUGUACAUAAAUUUAGGGACACCCACGGAACGCACAGAGGCACUGGCACCAGCGGACGAAUCGUGGGACGGGAGCUAUCUGAUGGCCCACUGAGCUGUUUCAUAUUAUUUAACGAGCGGGCUGCCCUCCCCGGUUCGCCUCCGCGUCGUCAAUAUAAACAUUUGUCCUAGCUAUCGAGUUAAAUCGUAUUUAAAUACAGUGCAAAUAAUUUUUAAA
Drosophila ficusphila is the source of this 4823-nucleotide messenger RNA. It is a transcript of the gene Ncc69, whose product is annotated as bumetanide-sensitive sodium-(potassium)-chloride cotransporter. The record is from RefSeq and is a predicted model, not a curated record. Gene Ontology annotation, molecular function: sodium:potassium:chloride symporter activity. Gene Ontology annotation, cellular component: membrane. The transcript has 19 exons. Gene Ontology annotation, biological process: cell volume homeostasis; sodium ion transmembrane transport; potassium ion homeostasis. Lineage: Eukaryota; Metazoa; Arthropoda; Insecta; Diptera; Drosophilidae. Bases 813 to 4469 code for a protein of 1218 amino acids.